Desarmillaria tabescens is the source of this 993-nucleotide messenger RNA. Its product is annotated as O-acetylhomoserine ami. Gene Ontology annotation, biological process: transsulfuration. The record is from RefSeq and is a predicted model, not a curated record. The coding region runs from base 1 to 993 and encodes 330 amino acids. NCBI's taxonomy places the organism in Eukaryota, Fungi, Basidiomycota, Agaricomycetes, Agaricales, Physalacriaceae. Gene Ontology annotation, molecular function: transferase activity, transferring alkyl or aryl (other than methyl) groups; pyridoxal phosphate binding. The transcript has 13 exons.
AUGCAUUCCACUAGAGAACCUGACUUUGAUACGCUUCAGCUGUAUGCUGGACAUGAACUCGGACGUAGCUUGAAUGCAAGAGCCGUACCAAUUUACGCGUCCACAAGCUUCUGUUUUGAUAGCACUAUGCAUCAGUUGAUCACGGCUUGUCUCUCUGUGUAUUCUCGUAUAUCUAAUUCUACUGUCGGUGGCAUGUCCGCUCAGUUUGUUGCUCUGUUAACUCUAACUAGUGCAGGCGACAACAUCGUUUCCACUUCAUUUCUCUAUGGUGGCAAGUUUGGCAUCCAAGUCAGAUUUGUAGUUGAUAAUACUCUCGGUAUGGGUGGAUACCUCUUUCGUCCCAUUGAUUACGGCGCCGUACAAAGCGCGACAAAAUGGAUAGGUGGUCACGGAACGACAAUUGCGGGUAUCCUUGUCAACUCAGGCCACUUUGACUGGAAAGCAGCCUCAGACCGAUUUCCUAGCUUUAACACACCCUCUGAAGGAUUCCAAAAUGUAAUCUAUGCAGACCUUGGUGAUAGCAAGGCAUUUCUUCUAAAGCUCAUGCUUCGUGAGGUGGGUCCCGCGCUGAACCCCUUUGCAGCCUUUCUUCUGUUGCAAGGUGUUGAGACGCUAAGUUUACGAGCUGAGCGUCAUUGCGAGAAUGCUAUGCGGCUCGCAAAAUUCCUCGAUGCUCAUCCCAAGGUCAGCUGGGUAUCAUACCUAGGGUUGAAUUCACACCCUAGUCAUCUUCGAGCGAAAUCUUUGUUCCCCCUGGGAGGUGUCAAAGCAUCAAAGAUAUUCAUAAACAAUCUAAGAUUAGCCAGUCACUUGGCGAAUAUCGAAGAUGCGAAGACGCUUGUAAUUCAGCCGGCAGCCACGACACACAUUCAGUCAUCAGAUGAAGAACAGCUCUCGACUGGCGUUACCCGUGAUCUCAUUCGAGUGUCCGUCGGCACUGGGGCCGUCAGCGAUAUCAUCACGGAUUUCGAGGGAGCACUGAGUGUUUUGUGA